ACCCAUCUGAUUAUUACCACAAGCCCCAAAAGAUAGAUAGGGAGAGAGAGAAAAAGUAAGUGUGUGUCAGAGACAGAGGGUCAGCCUAAGAUAAACAGAGAGAGAGAGAGAGAGAGAGAGAGAGAGAGAGAGACACACAGUUAGUUAAUCUUGGCAUGCCUGCAUACUCCACCAACAUGAGGCUUAAGUUUCCCAUCCUGGCUCUGACUCUGGAGAUCAUCACCAUCAUCCUGUUUGCUGUGUUUGUGGACUACGAUGAUGGGAAACACGGGGGGCACGGAGCCCACAACACCACACACCAUGAGGAGAAGACGGAACAGGAUUCUCUGACCCUUUAUCCCAUGUUCCAGGAUGUCCACGUUAUGAUCUUCAUUGGCUUUGGCUUCCUGAUGACCUUUCUGAAGAGAUAUGGCUUCAGCAGCGUGGGCCUCAACCUGCUCCUGGCCGCCUUCGCUCUGCAGUGGGGUCUAAUCAUGCAAGGCCUCUGGCACCUGGAAGACGGCAAGAUCAAAGUCUCCAUCUUCAAGAUGAUCAACGCAGAUUUCAGCACAGCCACCGUUCUGAUCUCGUUCGGGGCAGUGCUGGGUAAAACCAGUCCCGUCCAGCUCCUCAUCAUGACCAUCCUGGAGAUCACCAUCUUCGGCAUCAACGAACAUCUGGUGGCCGAAAUCCUGGGGGCCAAUGAUGUUGGGGCCUCCAUGAUUAUCCAUGCCUUUGGGGCGUACUUCGGUCUUGCAGUGGCCCGCAUGCUGUACCGGCCAGCUCUGAGGAACAGCCAUGAGAACGAUGGCUCUGUUUACCACUCUGACCUCUUCGCCAUGAUCGGUACAGUGUUCCUCUGGAUGUUCUGGCCCAGUUUCAACUCUGCCAUCGCUGAAUCUGGCACUGAUCAGCUCAUGGCGGUGACCAACACCUACUUCUCCCUGGCUGCCUGUGUACUCUCUGCCUACGCCGUCUCCAGCCUGGUGGAGCACAAAGGGAAACUGGACAUGGUCCACAUCCAGAAUGCCACUUUGGCCGGAGGUGUUGCUGUGGGAACCUGCGCUGACAUGGACAUCGGCCCUUUUGGUGCCAUGAUCAUCGGGUUCGUGGCUGGCAUCAUCUCCACCCUGGGCUUCAAGUUCCUCACUCCAAUCCUGGCAUCCAACCUGGGCAUCCAGGACACCUGUGGUGUCCACAAUCUGCACGGCAUGCCUGGCAUCCUCGGGGGUAUCGCUGGCAUUGUGGCUGUCGCUCUGGGCAAGAAGAACGGGAGUGCUGCCAUGCAGGGUGCAGCCCUGGCCUCAUCCCUUGGGUUUGCUUUGGUUGGAGGAACUAUUACAGGUCUGAUAAUGAAGCUUUCAUUCUGGGGACAGCCUCCAGAUCAGAACUGCUUUGAUGAUUCCAUUUAUUGGGAGGUUCCUGAGGAGGAGGAGGAGGAGGAGGGCGAGGAGAGCCUGGCUCACAGAGACCAAAAAGCAGAGGCGUAAAGCUCCCACUCUUUGCUGCACAUUGACGACCUACAACCCUCUAAGCUAGAGAUGGGAAAGUGAGGAAUUAUGAACCACACAUUAGACAUUGGGUGUACUGUAUCUCAAUAGUCUUAACUGGCUUCCUCUCCUUGUCACCUCUCCUUCAUCUAAUUGGUAGAUCCCUACCAGGACUUCAUACGUCACCUGUGUAAUUUCUUGACCAUCAGUGCAGAGGACGUAAAGGAGAGAAGCUAUGUUGUACUAUUGAAUUCAACCCAGGAUGGCCAGUGCUGUGAAAUUGUCAGUUAUUUUCAACUACUGCAUAAAUAAUUGGAUUGAUAUGAGACAAAUUGAGAUCAUAUCGUGAUUCAUGCUACCUUAUUAAGAUAUCUCUAAAUCAACUCGAUCAGCAGGGAAAUGUUAUCCUGUGUUGCACUUUUCUGUGUAACCAAACUAGGUCCUCCUUGUCCAUAGAUUUGUACUAAAUAUUUUAAUCUUCAAUUGAAUAGAGUAGGUCCACUGAAGAGCAUUUGGGAAACAUGUCAUAGCUCAUUAUAAUUUCAACUAAAGUGUAAGAGGUGGGUGUGUUACAUAUAUAAAAAUGCAAUUGAGAUAAUAUUGUAAGGAUUUUCUUAUCUUAAACAAAUAAUGUUUACAGAAACUCAUUUCAAACAACAUGCUUGCAGUGCUUUGGAUGUGGUAGUCUGAAAAUGUAUUUAAAUGAAGCAGCAUUUUGAUAUAAAUGAUCCUGAAUAAGUUGCAUUGAAACAUUAACUGUUCUUUCACACAAUCGGAGGAAAGAUACUUUCAGGGAUUCUUUUUUACACUGAAUUUGACGACCACCGUUCUGAGCCAUUAGAAACUGUAUAGAAAUAGUAGAAACAGUAUAUCAAGCUGACAUUCAAUCAUAUCACCAAUUGUCUCACAUGUUUUAUGACACUAUCAAAAUGUUAACAGGCGUUUGUUUUGCCUCAUUAGUUAGGGCUAUACAUUGUAUAUUUUUCUCAACACGUCUUUUUAUGUCGCCAUCCAACUGACAUAGCCGAUAUUGUGUGCUAGGCCUUGUUUAAUGAAUAAAAUCAACUGCUACUUUA
Salmo salar (Atlantic salmon) is the source of this 2545-nucleotide messenger RNA. RefSeq names its product Rhesus blood group, B glycoprotein. The record is from RefSeq and is a predicted model, not a curated record. Gene Ontology annotation, biological process: ammonium homeostasis; ammonium transmembrane transport. Gene Ontology annotation, cellular component: plasma membrane. Gene Ontology annotation, molecular function: ammonium channel activity. NCBI's taxonomy places the organism in Eukaryota, Metazoa, Chordata, Actinopteri, Salmoniformes, Salmonidae.